AUGAAUAAUAUGUUGGUUGAAGUGUUAAACUACAAUUCAAUUAUGUCUGCUCAGAUUCCCCAAACUCAGAAGGCCAUAGUGGUUGACUACGCCAACGCACCCUUGCAAUACAAAGACAUUCCUGUUCCUCAAAUUAAAUCCAAUGAGAUUUUAGUUAACAUCAAAUAUUCAGGUGUUUGUCAUAGUGACUAUCACGCAUGGAGAAACGAUUGGCACGAAAAAUUUUUAAAGCAUCCUCUUGUUCUUGGUCAUGAAGGUGCUGGUAUUGUUGUAGGCAUCGGAAAAAACGUACGUGGAUGGGAAAUUGGUGAUUAUGCUGGAGUAAAAUUACUCAAUUCUACUUGUUUAACUUGUAAUUAUUGUCAACAAGGACGUGAAACUGCCUGCAAAUUCCAAACUUUGAAUGGAGUUAACGCAGAUGGUACAUUUCAACAGUACUGUGCUACUGAUGCCAUUCAAGCAGCUAGAUUACCCAAGACGAUUGAUUUGAAAUCGGUGUGA
Molecule: messenger RNA, 501 nt
Organism: Lodderomyces orthopsilosis Co 90-125
Lineage: Eukaryota; Fungi; Ascomycota; Pichiomycetes; Serinales; Debaryomycetaceae
Exons: 1
Coding region: 1-501 (166 amino acids)
Molecular function (GO): zinc ion binding; oxidoreductase activity
Source: RefSeq, a predicted model, not a curated record